Molecule: messenger RNA, 757 nt
Organism: Balaenoptera musculus (blue whale)
Lineage: Eukaryota; Metazoa; Chordata; Mammalia; Artiodactyla; Balaenopteridae
Gene: SF3B5
Product: splicing factor 3b subunit 5
Exons: 2
Coding region: 242-502 (86 amino acids)
Biological process (GO): mRNA splicing, via spliceosome
Cellular component (GO): precatalytic spliceosome; U2 snRNP
Source: RefSeq, a predicted model, not a curated record
UAGGGGCGGCCCAGUGGUAGCGUCGCCUGGGCAACUCCAAUUCGGUGACAGAAUACACUUCCGCUUCCGCCUCUGAGCCCUGGGACCGGGAGUCUGCACGAUUUCGUAGAUGUGACGCCAUCCGUCUGCGACCGCGCGGCUCUGGAGGUUACGCCGGGUGGCCCCUCUCCGGUUUGAAGCCCCAGAGCAGUUCCUUGUCGUCUGCGGCCUCUGACCUGGGAGCAAAGGGAAAAGCGGCGAGAUGACGGACCGCUACACCAUCCACAGCCAGCUAGAGCAUCUGCAGUCCAAGUACAUCGGCACCGGCCACGCCGACACCACCAAGUGGGAGUGGCUGGUGAACCAGCACCGCGACUCCUACUGCUCCUACAUGGGCCACUUCGAUCUUCUCAACUACUUCGCCAUUGCCGAGAAUGAGAGCAAAGCGCGAGUCCGCUUCAAUUUGAUGGAGAAGAUGCUGCAGCCUUGCGGCCCGCCAGCCGACAAGCCAGAGGAGAACUGAGUCCCCGCCGUGUCACCGCUAGGUGCUUACUGGGGGCGUCCCGCCUGACCUGCCUUCCUGUGGACCCUGUUUUCUUGUGGAACACAGCGUUGGGAGACCGUCAGGACCCCUGAGAACUGUUACCGGACCGUGAAGAGAGCCUAAAGCCAGCAAACGUUAGAGAAGACGGCACUGGAGUGAGACGGGAUUUAGAGGCUCGUUUUCGGCUAGUUGAUUGUCGUUGUUGUUUUUUCCAUAAAGUUUGGAAAUGUUUCA